This is a messenger RNA of Quercus robur (English oak), 1938 nucleotides long. Its product is annotated as endoglucanase 11. The transcript has 5 exons. The record is from RefSeq and is a predicted model, not a curated record. Gene Ontology annotation, molecular function: hydrolase activity, hydrolyzing O-glycosyl compounds. Lineage: Eukaryota; Viridiplantae; Streptophyta; Magnoliopsida; Fagales; Fagaceae. Bases 145 to 1728 code for a protein of 527 amino acids. Gene Ontology annotation, biological process: carbohydrate metabolic process.
UCAUGUGAAAGUCACAUGCAUAAGACACAUCUUCGCUUAGACUAACGAGUCUUCAAAGUAAAUAAGCAGUAAGAGAGAGAGAGAGAGAGCUCACUUUUCCUGUUCCCUUCACUCCUAAAAGCUCUUUAGGAGGGAAGGGAGACCAUGGAGGAGGAAAAGAAGAAAAAGCUCUAUAGUAGUACAAUUGGAGCUCCAAUAAUUCCCAGAUGCGCACAACUUUGGUGUUUACUACUAUCCAUCUUUGCCAUUUCUGCCUGUGCUCAAGCUUUUGAUUAUGCUGAUGCUCUCAAAAAGAGUCUCCUCUACUUCGAAUCCCAACGCUCCGGGCGGUUGCCGUACAACCAAAGGGUCACUUGGCGUGACCAUUCUGGCCUCACUGAUGGCCUUGAACAAGGAGUGGACUUGGUGGGAGGAUAUUAUGAUGCUGGUGACCAUGUAAAGUUUGGGCUACCAAUGGCAUUCACUGUGACAAUGCUUUCAUGGGGUGCCAUUGAAUACCGGCAACAAAUUGCUGUUGCCGGUGAAUUGGAGCAUGCGAUGGAAGCUAUUAAGUGGGGCACUGAUUAUUUCAUUAAGGCACACACUAGUCCAAAUGUGUUGUGGGCCGAGGUGGGUGAUGGUGACACUGACCACUAUUGCUGGCAACGGCCGGAGGACAUGACGACGUCGCGGCAAGCAUACAAGAUUGACGAGAACAAUCCGGGGUCGGAUCUUGCCGGAGAGACAGCAGCAGCAAUGGCAGCCGCAUCAAUAGUUUUCAAGAAAACAAACCCACAUUACUCACACUUACUCCUACACCAUGCCCAACAGUUGUUUGAGUUUGGGGACAAGUAUAGAGGAAAGUAUGAUGGGAGUGUGGGAGUGGUGAAGAGCUACUAUGCGUCGGUGAGUGGGUACAUGGAUGAAUUGUUAUGGGCAGCUUUGUGGUUGUACAAGGCCACCGACAAGGAUGAGUAUUGGAAGUACCUUAUUGACAAGGCUCAUUGCUUUGGUGGCAUUGGUUGGGCCAUCACAGAAUUCAGCUGGGACGUGAAGUAUGCUGGUCUUCAAGUCAUUGCCUCAAAGUUGCUUAUGGAAGAAAAGCACAAGAAGCAUGCUCACAUACUUGAACAAUACAAAUCAAAAGCCGAAUACUACAUAUGCUCAUGCCUCAACAAAAACAAUGGCACCAAUGUAGAACACACCCCAGGCGGCCUCUUAUAUGUCCGGCAAUGGAACAACAUGCAAUACGUUUCAACAGCAGCUUUCCUACUCACAGUAUACUCUGAUAUCCUUCAAAACUCAAAUCAAAAGCUCAAAUGCCAUGGAGGAAUAGUGGGCCAUCAAGAAAUCCUCAGCUUUGCAAAAUCACAGAUUGAUUACAUUUUGGGGUCUAACCCAAUGAACAUGAGCUAUUUAGUGGGCUAUGGUUCAAAUUACCCCACAAUGGUGCACCAUAGGGGAGCCUCAAUUGUGUCAUAUAGAGAGAACAAGGGGUUCAUAGGGUGCACCCAAGGCUAUGAUUACUGGUACAGCAGUCAGGAGCCCAACCCCAAUGUUCUAGUUGGGGCCUUAGUUGGAGGACCUGAUUGUCAUGACAAGUUUGUGGACCAAAGGGAUAAUUAUAUGCAGACUGAGGCCUGCACAUAUAAUACAGCCCCAUUGGUUGGAGUUUUGGCAAAGUUGUUGCAAUUAGAGGACCAGAGUUUGGAUCUGAAUCAUGAUUCGCCUUUGCUGGCUUCUUAUUAGAAAUGGUAUCAGAUGAAAAAUAGUCUUGGAUAUUCUAUAACAACAUUCCUCUCCUCUUUUUAUUUAUUUAUUUGUUAUUAUUAUUAUUCUUUUUUUUUCUUUUUUUUGGUGGCUGAAGUAAGGUGUGCCAGCCCAUGUGUACCUUCACUAUUUUGCUAUAUUUGAAAUACAGUUAAUACAGGAGUAUAAAAGGUCAGCAUUGUUACCUUC